GUGACGUUCUUGCUAAAGAGACAAGCACGGAAGCUAAUGUAAGUGACCCCAUGUUAGCUGCACAUGAAAAAUCAAACGGGUCGUUAUUACUUUUAUUGUGUGCACUGUUGGUUUAUUUUUGAUGUUGCGAACAUCGACCCGAACGUGUUGAAGGUUAGAUAACGCGGUGAAAUAUGUUUGGGCUAGCUAAAGGGAACACCUGUCAUAUGGUAGGCAUGUGGAGCAGACUAGCGGCAUGUACGGUGCGGAAUCUUUCCCAAACAGCCAGCAGAAAUACAGUUAUUGUCGAAAGAUGGUGGCAAGUUCCACUGUCUAAAGAAGGUAGCCCACCUCGACUCAAUCCACGACGUCACCGUGUGUACCGACUGGUCGAGGACACCAAACAUGCUUCUAAAGAGAAGAUGGAGCUCAUUCUUGCACAGACAGUGCCUAAGCUUGGAGGCCGGGGGGACACAGUGUUUGUGGCAAAAUCGUUGGGGCGAAAUAAGCUUUUACCUCAGGGCCUGGCAGUGUACCCCUCACCAGAGAACCGGGAGAUGUUUGUCUCAGAAAAAAGACAGCUGCUGGAAGGAAAGCCAGAGGACAGGAUUCAGACUCGCACUGGAGAAAAGACUGUGGAGUUCUUGAGGACUGCACAGCUUGAAGUUCCUAUCAACACAUCCAUGGACUACCAUAUAUCCAAGGAGAUUGUCUGCAGGUAUUUCAAGACAGAACUUGGGGUUGUAGUGCCAACGCAUGCCCUUACGCUACCAGAUGAGCCAAUCACCACUGUGGGGCAGACUUGGUGCGAAGUGACCGUCAAUGGGGUCGACACCGUCCGCAUUCCUAUAUCAGUCAAAUCUCAUGAGGAUUUUACACCCAGACAGCUGAGGAAACGAGGACAACAAGAACCGAGUCCAGAUACAAAAGAGGAAGGGUCUUCACCUGCGAAUGAAGACCAGAAUACACAAUCAUAGGCAGAACAUUAGCCUACCAGAAAGUGGUCAAAUGGACAGUUUCUCCAAAAAAGACAACAUGUCAUGAUAUCUAGGCUAUAACAUCUUGUUGGGUCUAUACAUGUAUUUUAUGCUGACUGGGGUGAUCUCAUGCGUGACCAUUAUACAUCAGGCCUAACAGCUUGUUUUGUCAAGAGAUGCAUCAGUUUCACACUCUGCAUCAAUAUAAUAGGUUACGUGGCAGAAACGACAAUGGGACUGACUUCUUACUUAACCAUGGCCUAAUGAGGAUUUUUGUGCUAUUAAAAUAUGUUGUCAAUGAUUUUCUGU
Molecule: messenger RNA, 1265 nt
Organism: Sardina pilchardus (European sardine)
Lineage: Eukaryota; Metazoa; Chordata; Actinopteri; Clupeiformes; Clupeidae
Gene: mrpl9
Product: mitochondrial ribosomal protein L9
Exons: 1
Coding region: 174-956 (260 amino acids)
Biological process (GO): translation
Cellular component (GO): ribosome; mitochondrion
Molecular function (GO): structural constituent of ribosome
Source: RefSeq, a predicted model, not a curated record